This is a messenger RNA of Choloepus didactylus (southern two-toed sloth), 960 nucleotides long. RefSeq names its product olfactory receptor 52R1-like. The record is from RefSeq and is a predicted model, not a curated record. Lineage: Eukaryota; Metazoa; Chordata; Mammalia; Pilosa; Megalonychidae. The coding region runs from base 1 to 960 and encodes 319 amino acids. The transcript is spliced from 2 exons. Gene Ontology annotation, molecular function: olfactory receptor activity; G protein-coupled receptor activity. Gene Ontology annotation, biological process: G protein-coupled receptor signaling pathway. Gene Ontology annotation, cellular component: membrane.
AUGAUAUAUAUUCUUAUGCUGGCUUCCAGGAACAGCUCUUCUCAUCCUGUGUCCUUUGUUCUGCUUGGAAUCCCAGGACUUGACAGUUCCCAGUUCUGGAUUGCCUUUCCAUUCUGUGCCAUGUACGCUGUCGCUGUUCUGGGCAAUAUCACUCUCCUUCAUAUAAUCCGGACAGACCUCACGCUCCAUGAGCCCAUGUACCUCUUUCUGGCCAUGCUGGCUGUCACUGACCUGGUCCUCUCCUCCUCCACCCAACCUAAAAUGCUGGCCAUACUCUGGUUUCAUGCUCAUGAGAUUGGCUACCAUGCCUGCCUCACCCAGGUGUUCUUCAUCCACACCUUUGCUUCUGUGGAGUCCGGGGUGCUCAUGGCUAUGGCCUUGGACCGCUAUGUGGCUAUCUGCUUCCCACUGCGCCACUCGAGUAUCCUGACCCCAUCUGUUGUGGGCAAACUGGGGGCAGUUGUGAUGCUAAGAGGGGUGCUGUGGGUGAGCCCCUUCUGCUUCAUGGUCUCCAGAAUGCCUUUCUGCCAGAACCGGGUCAUUCCUCAAUCAUACUGUGAGCACAUGGCUGUGCUGAAGCUGGUGUGUGCUGAUACCACAGUAAAUCGUGCAUAUGGACUCUUUGUGGCCUUCUCUGUGGGUGGCUUUGAUAUAAUUAUCAUCAGUAUAUCCUAUGUCAUGAUCUUGAGAGCUGUGCUGCGGCUGCCCUCAAGUGAAGCCCGGCUCAAGGCUUUUGGCACAUGUGCUUCCCAUAUCUGUGUUAUCUUAGCUUUGUAUAUCCCAGCCCUCUUUACUUUCCUCACCCACCGCUUUGGCCAUCAUGUGCCCCAAGUGGUACACAUCAUGUUUGCUAAUGUCUACCUACUGGUUCCUCCCAUGCUCAACCCCAUCAUCUAUGGAGUUAGAACCAAACAGAUCCGGGAUAGGGUUAUACAGGGAUGUUGUGGCAAGGACUCCUGA